AUGCCCGAGACUGCCCCAGAGUGUGCCCCUCCAGCAGUGCAAAUUCCAGGGGUGCUUGGGGGGGCUCGACCGGACACACGACGCGCCACAGAGCCAGCGUUCGCCGGCAAACUCGGUGGGGUUGCCGUGCUUCAGACGACGGGACGGGCAGACGGACUUGACGCAGGCACAAGGAGAAAAAGCCAAGGGUUGCAUCCACAGUGGCAAAAAACAUGCUCUCGAGUCGGACAAGCCCCUGAAGAUCCAGCCUGCCCAGAAAGGAAAAAAAGAAGACCCCUUCCAAUCAUCAUCGUCAUCAUCAGUGCAAACCAAAACCAGACGCAGGGUUCGGUUCCGAAACGGCCUCCUGGACCCUAUUCCCUUCAAUUUGCCCAUUUGCCUGCGAACCGAUGGGGGGAGGCAUGGCAUUGGGGGCGGGCCAGAGGCUCAGGCUGGGGUCGAAACGCGAGAUGGACAUGCUUGCAAAGGGCGGCGGGCUCCACGGUCCACAAUAUACGCGAACGGCAGAGUACAUGGGCAUUGAGUACAUUGCCAUUCGCACACCGUUUCCAAAGAGUCCAAGAUGGGGGGCGGAGACCAGUUGGAGGGACGACGACGACGCGCUGCUCGUUCGCGAUCCUUGGCCGGGGCGCUGCGCAGAUCGCACCACUGGCCGACGUCAGUGGUCAGCAAUCCGCCAUCACCGCCUGUUUCAAAGUGCCUUUGGGGGCAGUUCGCGAGUAG
Messenger RNA from Purpureocillium lilacinum, 723 nucleotides. Lineage: Eukaryota; Fungi; Ascomycota; Sordariomycetes; Hypocreales; Ophiocordycipitaceae. The record is from RefSeq and is a predicted model, not a curated record.